Serpula lacrymans var. lacrymans S7.9 is the source of this 1305-nucleotide messenger RNA. RefSeq lists its product as uncharacterized. Bases 1 to 1305 code for a protein of 434 amino acids. The record is from RefSeq and is a predicted model, not a curated record. Gene Ontology annotation, molecular function: zinc ion binding; nucleic acid binding. NCBI's taxonomy places the organism in Eukaryota, Fungi, Basidiomycota, Agaricomycetes, Boletales, Serpulaceae. The transcript is spliced from 3 exons.
AUGAGCAUCGGAGCAGCAGCGGCCCUGAGAACAGAAUGGGUCGAGAGAAGGAAGAUUGCGGAAGAAAGAUCAGAUGGAGGAGAGAUCACACUCUUAGAAAGCUGGGCUCACUUCAAGAGGACUCUCAAAGAUCACUUUGCAGACACACACAAGGAGGAAAAAGCAAAGUACGAGAUCAUGUACAAGAAGCAGGGAGCUCUGACAGCUCAAGAGUUCUUUGUAAAGUUCAAGGAGUUGAGGAGGCAAGACGGCUAUGACAUCAAAAGGAACGAACAGUUUUUGAUCACCUUGAUCAGAAACAAUGUAAAUGGUCCGCUUAUCAAGCAGAUCAUCUACAAUGGGAACGUUCCCACGAUAUAUGUGGAGUGGAAGGCAAGGAUUGUCACCAAUAAUCAAUUGUGGCGAGACCAGAUGGAGAAUGAGAAGAUGAUGAAAGGAUCAACCAGCGGCAGCUCCGAAAGGGGCACUUCGGAGAAAAAGGCCGAGACGGUGGAAUUAAAGAAAAACGGCACGGGUACGCUAUACACUGGAGCCGGAAAAGAGAUGGAAGUAGACAAGCAGAAGUUCCGAGUAGAAGGACACUGCUUCAAGUGUGGAGAAAAGGGCCAUAGGGCCAGAGACCACCUAAACGGACAAAUACCAGAAAAGAAACCAAAUAAAGAUGAAAAUGAUAUCGCCUUAUUUAAAGACACACAAGAUUUAAGACGAAAAGAGCAAUCUAUGAAAGAGGAGAACCUGAAAGGGAAACAGGUUGAUAAGAUUCCCAAAGAUGCGGCGCAGUCAGUACCUAAAGGGGAUAGGACUGAAAGAAGCGCAGCAGCUAAAAAGGAGACAACUGAAGCACAGAAUGUUAUGACUCAAUUGGGUAGCAUAACUGAGACUGAUGCUCCAACCCGCUCCAAAGAGGUCAGGAACACCUCAGAUAAAAACCUAGACAAAAAGAAAGAUCUGAAAACACCAUGGACAGCUGUCUGGAUAGCAGAAAGACUCAGGGACCAAAAGGAAGAAAGAUCUAUUGGUAUCCUAAGUAGCUGGACCCAUAAGAAACGAGGACUAGAAGUCAAUGCAGACCUGAUAAAAGAACUAAACACUUUACCAAUUCACGAAACGGUAUUAGCAUUGGAAGAACUGAGAAAGCCCAAACAAUUCAUUUGCGGCACUCAGGGAAACCAAAUGAAUGUCACCUGCAGACUGACAAACCUCGCAUCACAUCAAUCAACAACAAUUGAAGCACUACUAGAUAGUGGCUGUGCCGGAAGUUGCAUAGAUAACAAAUUUGUUGAAGAACAGGGAUUGUUACGAUAA